This is a messenger RNA of Daktulosphaira vitifoliae (grape phylloxera), 819 nucleotides long. It is a transcript of the gene Burs, whose product is annotated as bursicon. Gene Ontology annotation, biological process: animal organ morphogenesis. The record is from RefSeq and is a predicted model, not a curated record. Bases 106 to 585 code for a protein of 159 amino acids. Gene Ontology annotation, molecular function: receptor ligand activity; BMP binding. The transcript is spliced from 4 exons. Lineage: Eukaryota; Metazoa; Arthropoda; Insecta; Hemiptera; Phylloxeridae.
CAUUUUCAACGAAUAAAUCAUAAAUAUCAGAAGUUCGAAGCAUUAUAGCUCAAAAGACAGAGUUAUUGUUCUCGAGAUUAUUCACAGUAUGGUCUUUGAGUCGUAAUGUCUACCACCAGUCGACAAUUUUUUAGAUAUAUUACGGCAUUAGCCGUAUGUCAUGUUGCAUUUGCUGAUAAUGGUAAUGGGGUUGUAGUGACAGCAAGAUCCAACGAUGAUUGUCAGGUGACACCAGUUAUUCAUGUCCUUCAAUAUCCUGGUUGCGUGCCAAAACCUAUUCCUUCGUUUGCGUGUACUGGACGAUGCAGCAGCUACUUACAGGUUUCAGGUUCGAAAAUUUGGCAGAUGGAAAGAUCAUGUAUGUGUUGUCAAGAAAGUGGCGAACGAGAAGCAUCAGUAUCACUAUUUUGUCCUAAAGCCAAACAAGGCGAAAGAAAAUUUAGAAAGGUUACAACAAAGGCUCCACUAGAAUGUAUGUGUCGCCCUUGUACAGGCAUUGAAGAGAGUGCAGUGAUACCUCAAGAAAUGUCAAAUUAUGCCGCUGAUGAACCUCCAAUCAACGGACACUUUUCAAAAGCUGUUUAAGUAUUAGGUUUUGAUCUUACAUUGUUUCAGUUACUUUCAAAAAUAACACUUAUUAUUUUUCCUCCAACAACUUUUUUUUAACUAAUUUUUUUAUAUCACUAGAUUCAUAAUUUUUAUUUUUACCAAUAUUAACUCAUAAAAAUCUUUAAAGAUUGAUAAUUGUUAAAUUAAAGAUCAUUAUAAUAAUUAUAUCUAAUAACAAUAAUUUUCAAAUAAAUUUUUGAUUAUUUCUCA